AGAUAAAGAUGCGCAUUCAAACUUUCCCCUGUAUUCCAAUGGGAGAAAAAAGGAGUAACUCUUUUCUCUCUGAUUUACGAAUGAAAUUUACAGUUGAUUCCCGAUUUAUAUAGUGGUUACCAUCAGCAUCCUCAUGUUCAUAAUUUUACUGUGAAUCGCCAAAGGAAUCCUAAAAAGAAGCUUUAACUUUUAUUCUUGUUUUGUUUUACUUUUUUUUUCUAUCUCUUUUACCUUUUUUCAAUUCUUGUUAAAAUCCAAUUUCCAAUCGACAGAUAAACUAAAUAGCAAUAAGGAAUAUUGACUUUUUGCCUUACGGCAACAUUAUUAUAUUCAUUUCUUGUUAUUACAAUUUCAAUUUUUCCCCUUAAAUCAACCCAAAUCCAAAACUGACAAAAGCCAACUUUGUACCGAAGUGAAUAAAACAAAGAAAAAUGAAAUAAGAUAUAAAAGUCUAUACAACUUUUAACAUCAACUUUUCCUAACCCAAGUGAUUAACCUCGGAAAUAUCAUCAACAUUAUCUGCUUUACCAUCAACAGGAAUAUUGAAAACAUUUAUUGUUAAAAAAACACCAAUUUUUGGGUUUCUGCUUUUGUUUUGUUUUUCCGUUUACUGGAUAAGGAGUGAAAUCAGUUUUACAAGUUAUCUUGUUUUUGUUUUAACCUGGUAAUAAAGUCUUACAAAGAUAAUUUGAUUCUUGUGAGCAAUUUACAUGAUCACAAUUAACAUAAUUGGUGAAGGAAAAAAAUGUAACACUCAUAAAAGAAGCCAAGUGUAAUCAAGUUGAUUAAAUUUUGUUCCUUCAAUUUAUCCAUCAUUUUCUGGUUUUGUUUUACUGGUUCAAAUUUGCAACAUUAAUCAAGAAAGGAUACCAAAGAAAAGAGAACUCAAUUUUCAAUUUUGAAAAUACAACAAAAUACGAUUCCCAGGUUUCUUGAGUGAAGUUUAUGUUUUGCUGUCUUCAAAGGCAAGGUUGUUUUGAACCCGAUGAAAUGGAUGCCUCUGGUUUUGGCCCACCAAUACCAACAAUAUUGACUUUUGGAGGUCAAAGAGACGUUAACCUUACCCCUCAACAAUCAUUAACAAAUAUACCUCAAUCACAACAAUUACCUCAACACACCCAACAAUCUCAACACCAUCAACACCAGCAGCAGCAUCAACAUCAUCAUCAACAACAACAGCAACACCAACAAUCUCAACCUCACCAUCAGCCGCAACCUCUACCUCCACCUCCGGUCCCUGUUUCAGCCACUAGUGGAGGUACUUAUGGUAACUCAUAUGGUGGUGGACCGGUGAGUCAAUCAAAUGCUAAUAACAUCAACACCAAUAAAGAACCUUAUUCAGUUAUUAAUCCCAAAAUAUUAACUGGAUCCAUUCAUCGACCCUCUUAUCCUCAUAUUGAAACUGCUCACGGUGGCUGGCCCAUUGGCUUUGAAAGUGCCAUUUCUGCCACAGUUGGUGAAAAUCCUGGUACAUGUGCUUAUCUACUGACCACUUUUUCUGUGAUACUGAUUGUUAUCUUCUUGCCUUUAUCGCUCUUCUUUUCAAUCAAGGUUGUCCAAGAGUAUGAGAGAGCGGUAAUAUUUCGUUUAGGACGCUUAUUACCUGGUGGAGCUAAAGGACCUGGAAUAUUUUUCAUCAUUCCCUGUAUUGAUACAUAUUCCAAAGUCGAUUUACGAACAGUUUCAUUCGAUGUUCCCCCUCAAGAGGUAAACUUAUCAAUAUUUUUCCAAAAAAGUAUUUUUCACAUUCAAUUCAAUUCCCUUUUCCUUCAGAUUUUAUCAAAAGAUUCAGUUACAGUUGCAGUUGAUGCUGUUGUCUAUUAUCGUAUAAGUAAUGCUGCCAUUGCAGUAUCAAAUGUUGAAGACUAUGGACGGUCAACCCGUUUACUGGCGGCCACAACCUUACGUAACGUUUUAGGAACCAAAAAUUUAUCUGAAAUUUUGUCUGAACGCGAAUCAAUCAGCCAUGUGAUGCAGACAAGUUUAGAUGAAGCAACGGAUCCGUGGGGUGUUAAAGUGGAAAGGGUUGAAAUCAAAGAUGUUCGUUUACCUGUUCAGUUACAACGUGCUAUGGCAACAGAAGCCGAAGCUGCCCGUGAAGCUCGAGCCAAAGUGAUUGCAGCUGAAGGAGAGCAGAGAGCGUCUCGUGCAUUAAGGGAAGCGUCCGAGGUUAUUCAUGAUUCACCGGCUGCUCUUCAAUUGCGUUACCUCCAAACACUGAGCUCAAUCGCAGCAGAAAAAAACUCGACCAUUGUGUUUCCCGUUCCAAUGGAGUUGUUUCGAGGUUUAAUUCCUCAUUCUUUUCAUGCGGAGACACCAACACCGACCCUGAAACGACCAGCAAGACGAGUAAAAUCAUCGCCUAAACCAACUGAACAAAGCAAACCAAGUGAACUUGAGGUUGAACCGCAACCACUAACCGCAAACCCGGAAUCGGAAAAUCAUGCACUUUUUCAUGAUGUUUCUUGGCCUUUUGCUAACCUCAUGUUACCCUGGCCAAUGGAUGAAUAAUGUUCAUUUAGUAAUGAUCAACUUGUCUCCCAAUGUUUCUUUAUUGUUUAGACAGGAAAAGUGUAUCCAUUACCGAAUGUCGUUCAUUCCUUGAGGACAAUUUUUGAUUAACUGUUGAUUUGUACAACUUGUUUUGCUUUAUCCUUCUGUUGUAAAUCAAAAUCUGUUCAAAUUCAUUUUGAUUUUCGCUUGCUUCUGAUAUCACAAACAAACAUAUUGGUAAAGACACGGGCUUGAAGAAAUGAUUGCAAUCAAAUAUAUUAUCGAAAUGAUUUGGGACAAAUAAAAGUAUAAUAUUUUGAAAACUAAU
Tetranychus urticae (two-spotted spider mite) is the source of this 2821-nucleotide messenger RNA. The record is from RefSeq and is a predicted model, not a curated record. Lineage: Eukaryota; Metazoa; Arthropoda; Arachnida; Trombidiformes; Tetranychidae.